AUGUCAUCCAGAACCACUCGCUCCUCUGCGAGACUUGCUACAGACCCUCCUCCCUCCGCUGACUCCGGACCACCUUCGAAUACCGCCGCUGGCACGGCUCCUUCCCGGAAACGCAAGGCCUCAAGUCGCCGGGAUCGACAGAUAGACGCUCCAAACCAGCCACCGGCCCCAUCCUCGCCGCGACGGUCGAAGCGACAGAAGACCGCGGCGUCCCACCCAGCUCCCUCGACUGGUCCUGCUGCCGCCCCUCGUCGAGCCGCCCGCAGUCGACCAGCCAUGUCACAACCGGGACCGUCUUCGCAACCCUCGGAGGAAUCGAAGUCAACUACAUCUCCGUCCCAACCGCGGCGGAGGUCCAACCGGAAUGAUCGCCUCGCAGCAACACAGUCCCCGCCCCCGCGACGACAGAAGAAGCGCGCCAUAAAGACAAACCCUGAUACAAUAAUGCGCGAUACCGAGGAGGAUUUGGUGGACCAGGAGGCAAAUGAAGAGCGAGAAGAAUCCCCAUCGGGUGACAGCAAUGACGGAACCAAUCCUUCAGCCUUUGACGACGAUGAGUUGGACCCCUUCCAUAGCAGCCUUUUCGGAGGUCGUAGCGCCGUCGGGUUGCAAAAUACCCUUCGUGCGCUCAGCGGCAUGAUGUCGGGCAUGUCUUCACGGCUUCGCGACAUUCUCUGUAAUCUCAGAGCGAAAGAUGACCCUUCCCUUCAAUUGAUUGCCCUCCAAGAGUUGUCAGAUCUUCUACUCGUGUCCAACGAAGAUAAUCUCUCCGGCCAGUUUUCUCCUGACCCUUACGUCAAGGAGCUAGUCACCUUAAUGCAGCCAAAUCAAUUUGGCGAGGAAAAUCCCGAGAUUAUGCUUCUGGCCUGUCGCUGCCUAGCCAAUUUAAUGGAGGCCCUUCGUGGCUCGGUCGCCAAUGUUGUGUAUGGGGGGGCUGUGCCUAUCCUCUGCCAAAAGCUCUUGGAUAUCCAAUUCAUUGACCUUGCCGAGCAAGCCCUCAGCACCCUGGCCAAGAUCUCUGUCGACUUUCCUGCCUCAAUUGUGCGCGAAGGAGGUCUAACAGCUUGCUUGACCUAUCUUGAUUUCUUCCCAACAAGCACUCAGCGCACGGCGGUCACUACUGCUGCCAACUGCUGCCGUAACCUCCCGCAUGACUCGUUUCCGGUCGUGCGGGAUGUUAUGGGAACUCUGCUUAACGUUUUGUCCAGCAAUGAUCCCAAAGUCGUUGAACAAGGGUGUCUCUGUGUCUCUCGAAUCGUGGAGAGCUUUAAGCUUCGCCCCUCUAAUCUCGAAGAACUGAUCAAGCCGGAGAUGCUCAAAGCUGUCCUUCGCCUAUUGCUUCCAGGCACGACGAACCUGAUCGGCCCACAUAUUCACACUCAGUUCCUUCGUGUUCUCGCUAUUACCGCCAAAGUCAGCCCUCGACUGUCAAUCGAAUUACUCAAGAUGGACCUUGUGGAUACUCUCUACCAGAUCUUAACUGGUAUCUCUCCCCCUGAGGAUGUGGACAACAACGCCGUAAAGAUGGACAGUGUGUUGGUCAUGCAGGCAUUGAUCCACCGUCCCCGAGAGCAGGUUUUUGAAACCCUCAAUGUCAUCUGCGAAUUGUUGCCGGGUUUGCCAAAUCGGGAGGCAUCGAAGACAGAUAACGUGCUCAACUCGUAUUUUGAUAACAGCAUGUCUAUCGGGCUGAGGUCGCCCAAAUCUAAGGAUGUACCCGGAGAGCGACGCGCAUUGCUUGACACAUGCAAACCAGAACUCAAACGAUUCGCUAUGAUCCUGUUUCCUACUUUGACCGAUGCUUAUUCGAGCACCGUUAAUCUCCUCGUUCGCCAAAAAGUUCUUAUCGCGCAGCUGAAAAUGCUGCAUAUUUUGGAACCCAGAUUGAUUGAGGAUGCUCUUCGUACUGUGCCUUACGCCUCAUUCCUCGCCGCCAUUCUUUCUCAAAAGGAUCAUCCUUCUCUAGUGUCUCUUGCACUUCGAUGUUCCGAGUUAUUGUUCCAACGUCUGGAACACGUUUACCAGCAUCAAUUUCACCGGGAGGGAGUUAUCUCUGAAAUCGUCAAACUCUCAGAGAUACCCCUUUCUACAGAUCAAGAUGGUGAGAACUCUGCAGAUAAGAAGAAAUCUUCCUCCGACCCCAGCGAUGUCGAUCCUGAAAUCGAGUAUGCGGACGAGGGCAACAAGAACGAUGACGGGGACGAAGAUGUUGAUGGAGACGAUUUCGAUGAUCAAGACGAUGGUCAGGAUGAUGAAAAUGAGGACGAUUCCGAGUCUGAUAGUUCCUCUGCUGAUGGCCGACGGUCAAUCACCAAGCUAGAAAAUGCGCUCAAUGAUCUUGUCAUACGCGAUGCCAACGCGUUCCUCAAGAUGUAUGAGACUGGCCAGGGUGUUACCAUCCGUGGAGAGGCUCUUAAGAUCUUGGCGGAGUUGCAAGCCUUGGCGGCUAAGAUUCGAACCCUUUAUGCCACUGGGAAUGCAAAUGAUGGCCUUCCCUUGUUCGAAAGCUUGGCAUCUUACUUUGAUGGGGAUGCCCUGGAAAGUAUCACAAGCUCGGAAUUGCUUAACUCUGGUAUUAUCGGAGUGCUUCUGGACGUCCUCGGUGACUUUAAAGCCCUUUCAAUCCGCCAUUCCCGCGCCGCAUUUCUUCAGGCGUUCAUGGGUGCAAAGAUUUCAGAAAAGGCCCAAAGCCAGAGCACUGCCACAACCCCUUUCAGUGUGCUGAUCAGAAAAUUGCAAGACUUGCUGAGUAGGACUGAGCACUUCGAAGUGAUCACUGUCAGCCAUAAUUCACUGGAAAAUACUCGCAUCAAUGCUACGUAUAUGCUCGGGAAACAAAUUCGGCUUAGACUCGUUGCAGAGAAUGACUCUGAAGUUCCCCGUCCCUAUAAAAAUAUCAUGGUGUCUAUUCAUGCAAUUGCUACUUUUAAAGCGCUCGAUGACUUCCUUCAACCCCGCAUUGCAAUGUCUGAGCGUCCUCGCCAAUCUCGCGCCCGCGACUCGAUUCUCUCACAAAUCGCCCAGGCUGCGCGCAUUCGUGAUCAGCUUACUUCCUCGAACACGAGAAUAUCUGGUGGAGAUGCACAAGGUCAUGUCGCAGGUACCCAAGGCGAUGCCAAUGAGUCACAAGAUGAAGAUCGUGAUAGUCUGCCCGCUGGUCAUAACCGACACCGACGAAUGCAGUUCCAGGAGGACGAGGAUGAGCAUGACGAUGAGCCGCUAGAAUGCGCCGAUGAAAGACAAUUGAGUGAGCCCGAGGAUGAGGACAUUGACGAGGGUGAUGAAGAUGAGGAGCUUAAUGCUAUCGUUGAUGACCUAGAGGAUGAGCUUGACGAAGGUAACAUCCAUGACCCCACGGCCGUCAAUAUGGAGGUUGGGUCUUCUGGGAAAGUGACCGCUCGCAAAGAGGACGGUACUCGAGUGGGAACCCCGUCCCAGUCAACACCUGCAUCCAAACCUUCCUCCUCGGCCCACAGUUCAGCUUCGUCAAAUCCCACAGGCCAUAACUCUAUUGCUACGGCCGGACGUCCAUUCUCUUCGUACGCCGCUGCAAUGGCAUCCAUUCCUCAAGAUUGGCAUAUCGAGUUCUGUGUGGAUGGAAAGCCCAUCUCUAGCGACACUACGGUCUACCGUGCUGUGCAUCACAACCGGGAGCAAGUAGAUGAGGCGAAGACCAAGAACGUUUGGUCUGCUGUUCACACUGUUACCUUCCGUCGUGUUCCAGGUCCCCCGCCACCAGAGCCGUCUACUUUGGCAUCAAGUGGCCUGGAUGCCACCUCUAAUGGCGAUAGUCUGGAAAUCCCCACUUCUCUCAGCAAGGACUCUACCACCGCUUCGAUUUUGCGUCUGCUGCGCGUACUGCACGAGAUGAAUGCGACAAUCGAAGACAUUUUGACCGAGACUCGGGACCACGCCAAUAUCACCCCCGAGCCCCUUGCCCAGUUCAUCAACACCAAGCUCACUGCCAAAGUUAACCGUCAGCUCGAAGAGCCGCUGAUAGUGGCCAGUAGCUGUCUUCCAAGCUGGAGUGAGGACCUGGCGCGGCUGUUCUCUUUCCUGUUCCCGUUUGAGACCCGCCAUUUGUUCCUCCAGUCAACUGCGUUUGGCUAUUCCCGUGCCAUGAUGAGAUGGCAUAAUUCUCAAAGUACAGAGGAUAACAGGCGUGACCUCCGUCGCGAUGAUAGGCCGUUCCUUGGUCGAUUGCAGCGACAAAAGGUGCGUAUCUCUCGCGCCCGUAUUUUGGACUCUGCCAUCAAAGUCAUGGAGCUCUAUGGGUCGUCGCCGAGUGUUCUCGAAGUUGAGUAUUUCGAAGAAGUUGGAACCGGACUUGGUCCCACUUUGGAGUUCUAUUCCACUGUUUCGAAGGAGUUCUCGAAGAGAAAACUGAAGAUCUGGAGAGAAAACGACGGAAGCUCGGCUGCUGAGUAUGCCUUCGGCAAGCGCGGGCUCUUCCCAGCCCCAAUGAGCGAGGAGCAAGCAUCCCAAGAAUCUGGCAAGAAGCUAUUGAAUACGUUCAAAAUUCUUGGAAAAUUCGUUGCGCGCUCCAUGCUUGAUUCGCGCAUCAUUGAUAUUUCCUUCAACCCGGCUUUCUUUCGCAUUGCCGACACUUUGUCAUCCGUUGCCCCUUCCUUGGGCACAGUUAAGGCGGUGGAUGAAGACCUGGCCAAGUCGCUGGUCUUGUUGAAGCGAUUCGUCAAAGCAAAGGAUGAGGUUCGGGAAGACAGGACCUUGUCUUCGCAACAGAAAACGCAGGCUAUCGAGUACAUUCGGGUCGACGAUGUCCGCGUCGACGAUCUGGGAUUGGACUUUACCCUGCCCGGGUAUCCGGAUAUUGAUUUGAUUCCAGACGGCUCGAAUGUUCCAUUAACUAUCAAGAAUGUGGACCUAUAUGUGGAACGUGUCAUUGACAUGACUCUUGGCAGCGGUGUCCGACACCAAGUGGAUGCAUUCCGAGCAGGGUUCUCCCAAGUGUUCCCUUUCUCUGCCCUUCGCGCAUUUACUCCAAGUGAGCUUGUGAUGCUCUUCGGCCAAGCUGAAGAGGAUUGGUCAAUCGAAACCUUGAUGGACUCCAUUAAAGCCGAUCACGGUUUCAACAUGGAUAGCAAGGGUGUCCGAAACUUGCUUCAAACCAUGAGCGAGCUUGACAAGCAACAACGCCGUGAUUUCUUGCAGUUCGUUACCGGUAGCCCGAAACUACCCAUCGGUGGCUUCAAGAGUCUUACGCCCAUUUUCACGGUCGUAUGCCGCCCAAGUGAGCCUCCAUACACCCCGGACGACUACCUCCCAAGUGUUAUGACUUGCGUGAAUUACCUCAAGUUGCCGGACUACAGCAGCUUGGACGUUCUUAAGGAGCGACUGUCUGUUGCAAUUAAAGAAGGACAAGGUGCAUUCCACCUCUCCUAA
Molecule: messenger RNA, 5403 nt
Organism: Penicillium macrosclerotiorum
Lineage: Eukaryota; Fungi; Ascomycota; Eurotiomycetes; Eurotiales; Aspergillaceae
Product: HECT-type E3 ubiquitin transferase UFD4
Exons: 6
Coding region: 1-5403 (1800 amino acids)
Biological process (GO): protein polyubiquitination; proteasome-mediated ubiquitin-dependent protein catabolic process
Cellular component (GO): nuclear speck
Molecular function (GO): ubiquitin protein ligase activity
Source: RefSeq, a predicted model, not a curated record